AGCCGACCUUGUGUUUGUUUGAACAUUUUUCGCAUCAGCACGAAUUGUUUGAGCCAAUGGAGAGACAAGUGCGGCCGAUUUUCCCAAACGUGCAGUCGUAAAAACCACAUCUCUUUCAAAACGCAACUUUUUUGAGUUUUUCCCAACACUAUGUACACCAAAGUGUGGUUGUGUGUGAUUUUCGUGGGUUGGGCGCACGGUUUACCAACCGUUUACAAAUACAACCAAAACAAAAUCUUGGAACCAGAUCUGGUGCCGGUGUCCUCGACGGUGAUUCCCCUGCCCAUUUAUCGAGUCAGUUCCGGGUUACAAGUGGCGCCAAAUUUGAAAGAUGACAAAGUUAAAAAACCGGAAGGUCCUAUUACGCUCUUGACAAUUCACAGUAAAAAGAAAGUCGCCGAACAGCCCAAAGCAAAACCAUCAGACGUAUCGUCAGUGAAACAAGUUAGCAAAACAGAUUUUAAUAAUUAAAUCUAAAAUUGUAGUACCUUUCAGUCCCAAAAUCAAAAAAAUUAUUCACUAAACCGACUACCAUAAUAAUUUGACAAAUGAUUUUUUGUUCUUUUGAUUUUGUGACAGCACACAAGUUACCUUUUAGUAGUUUAGAUAACAUACGUAUUUUUUAUUUUUGUAAAUACUUACCAACAAUAAAGUUAAUAUUUUUUUAAAUGUA
This is a messenger RNA of Tribolium castaneum (red flour beetle), 673 nucleotides long. RefSeq lists its product as uncharacterized. The coding region runs from base 151 to 471 and encodes 106 amino acids. Lineage: Eukaryota; Metazoa; Arthropoda; Insecta; Coleoptera; Tenebrionidae. The transcript has 4 exons. The record is from RefSeq and is a predicted model, not a curated record.